AUGGGGAAUUGUUUCGGUUCUGUGAGGUCUUCUCCGAUCCCUGCCAGCAGCGGGACUUCCGGCCCAGGUACUGCGUGAGAUGAGAUGAGAUGAGAGAGAGAUGAUCUCGAUCUCUGUAUUUUCUCUCUGAUUCGUUGCCGCUCCGUUGAUCUCCACUUUUCUUGUUCUCUGCUGCGAUUCAGUCGUCUCUGGUUCAUGCCGUUCCCUAAUCGAAUUGUGAGCACCACUGGGUGUGAGAGAGGGAGAGAGAGAGAGAGAGAGAGAGAGAGAGAGAGAGAGGGGGAGAGAGAGAGCUGCGAUUCAGUCGUCUCUGGUUCAUGCCGUUCCCUAAUCGAAUUGUGAGCACCACUGGGUGUGAGAGAGAGAGAGGGAGACAGAGAGAGAGAGAGAGAGAGAGAGAGAGAGGGGGAGAGAGAGAGAGAGAUUCGUUUCCUCCCUUGAUUCACUCUACUGGAGGUUCUUCCCCUGACUGAGGAGCGAGAAAGGACCUCAUCUGGUUUUUUGUUUUGCUAAUACUCGAGGGAUCUCUUCAUGGAAGGGAUUUCCGAGGACUGCGUCCUUCCCUGACCUCGUCUUCUUCUUCUUCCUUCAUCUCUCCAGUGUCAGACAACCUCAAAUCGAAUAGCGGCAGCACCACCACAAACACGACGAACAGCGAGUCCAAAUUUUCGGCCGCUUGCAGCAGCAAUGGACAGUAUUCCACCUCCAGCCAGAGCACCGAGGAAAUAGAAGCCAACGGACGCAUCCUGGAGGCCCCCAAUCUCCGGAUCUUCACCUUCGCAGAGCUGAGGAGCGCCACGAAGAACUUCAAGCCGGAUAGCUUCCUCGGAGAAGGGGGAUUCGGGAGGGUGUACAAGGGCUGGGUCGACGAGAAGACUCUGAAUCCGACGAAGAGCGGCUGCGGGGUGGUGGUUGCCGUCAAGAAACUGAACUCAGACAGCAUGCAGGGGCUGAAUGAAUGGCAGGUACCGAUCGGUUUCCAGUUCUCAAGAGCAAUUUUUCAGUCUUCGUUCUGAAUUUUCCACACUGAAAAUAUCUUCCAUAGAUUCGAUUCAAACCAUUUUAAGGGGAUCAUCUGCUCUUAUCCUACGAAUUUGUCUGGAUCGUUCUCCAAAUCGAUAUCAGACAGAGUCUUCUGAUCCCCUUUUGUCAUGGAAAAAAAAUAGUCUCCGCGGGGAAGCCUUCCAUUAAUGAACUCCCUCCGUCUUCCGGUCCGAAUGCCUGAUCCAGAGACCAUCCGCCAUUCAAAGCCGGUCAAGGUCUCCACUGACGUGCCCCCCCCUCUCUCUCUCCGUCCUCGCAGUCAGAGAUCAACUUUCUGGGUAGGCUCUCCCACCCCAACCUGGUGCGGCUGCUGGGAUACUGCUGGGAAGACAGGGAGCUCCUCCUGGUCUACGAGUUCAUGUCCAAGGGCAGCCUGGAAAACCACCUCUUCAGAAGUAAGCUCCCUGAUCCUUCUCUCAGCUGAUAAAUUCAGAUGUCAACGGCGGAUAGAGCUGAUGCCCAGUUCUUGAUGGAAUCAGAGGGAGUUUACCAGCCCCUGUCAUGGAGCCUACGCCUGCAGAUCCUCAUAGACGCCGCCCGGGGGCUCACCUUCCUUCACAGCUCGGAGAAGCAGGUCAUCUACAGAGACUUCAAGGCCUCCAACAUCCUCCUCGACUCGGUAAGCGAACAAAACCCACAACUCCCCGUGCUUCGCUCUGCCAUGGCUGGCACUGAUCGGCGGCCAUUCUUUCUCCGCGGGGAGCAGAAUUUCAACGCGAAGAUCUCAGACUUUGGGCUGGCGAAGAACGGGCCGGCGGGGGGAGAAUCGCAUGUGACGACGAGGGUGCUGGGGACGUACGGCUACGCGGCGCCGGAGUACAUGGCGACGGGGCAUCUGUACGUGAAGAGCGACGUCUACGGGUUCGGCGUGGUGCUGCUGGAGAUGAUGACCGGGCAGCGGGCGCUGGACACGAACAGACCGAGCGGGCAGCACAACCUGGUGGACUGGGCGAGGCCAUUCCUCUCCGACCGGCGCAAGCUCGUGCGGAUAAUGGACUCUCGAAUGGAGGGCCAAUACCCUUCUAAGGCGGCGUACCAGGCGGCGCAACUCUCGCUCCGCUGCCUCGCCGGCGACCCCAAGAAGCGCCCCAGCAUGCAGGAGGUGGCGGAGGAGCUGGAAAAGAUCGCCACACUCAGGGGGAAGACGAAGGACGUCAACGCCCCCCCGGCGGCGGAGCGCCACCACAACGUACGGCCCACCGCCACCCCCCAACGCCACCACAACCAACACCACCAUCAGCAUCAGCAUCACCAACGCCGCCCCUCUCCCAUCCAUCCCCACCAGGUCGCCUACUGA
Messenger RNA from Spirodela intermedia, 2341 nucleotides. The record is from the annotation of a GenBank genome assembly. Lineage: Eukaryota; Viridiplantae; Streptophyta; Magnoliopsida; Alismatales; Araceae.